Molecule: messenger RNA, 2189 nt
Organism: Dermacentor silvarum
Lineage: Eukaryota; Metazoa; Arthropoda; Arachnida; Ixodida; Ixodidae
Exons: 4
Coding region: 236-730 (164 amino acids)
Source: RefSeq, a predicted model, not a curated record
GUCGCACGCUUGGGAGUCCGUGCGGCGCUGUGAGUCUGGCGAGGGACAGCACGCUGUGCGCGAGGCGCGCGCGCGCAAUUGGGCUCCACGCAGUCCGUGUCCACGGCGUUCGUCGCUUCCUUCGUUGGUCGAGGAGGCACGGCGCAGAAUCGGAGUACGCCCACCGAGCGCGACUCCUGCGGAUAAGCGCUGCGGUCUUCCGCCGCCGCCAGCAGCGCGCACCACGUGUACACACAUGUCGGCAGCCACGGGUGCCCUGCACUGCCUCUUGUUGGCUGCGCUGGAGGCCGGUAUCCUUGGCUUGCGCAUCGUGUCACUGGACGUGCCUCAACGUGUGAGCGUGGGCCGCGAGGCGCUGCUAAAGUGCGCCUACGACCUCGAGGGUGACCUUCUCUACUCUGUGAAGUGGUACAAGGACGAUAUCGAGUUCUUCAGAUACGUGCCCUCCGACAGGCCACCCGGCCAGUACUUUGAAGUGAACGGCAUACGAGUAGAUAUGAUUCGCUCGGUGAACGGCAGCGUGUUCAUCCGUGGCAUGGAUGCCGCAUCGGAGGGCACGUACAAAUGCGAAGUCUCCGCGGACGCACCCUCUUUCCAGACAAUCUUCGCUGAGAAGAUGAUCAGGGUCGACUCCGGCUCUCCUAGUCAUCUGAGGACCUCCGGCCUCGCCUGGACACUCGUAGCCACCGUCGCAUGCCUCACGUCGUUGCUUCGGUGGCACGCCACGUGAAGUGAUAAGCCCGCUCUAAUACCACGGCGUCGAGAGGCCUCACCUGUUCAGCAAGCCAGCCAGCAGGCCAGCCGCCACCUCGCGCGUUCGUUCCAAGACGAGUUAAACAAAAGACUAAGCAGCGUGACGUGCGUGCGCUGCACGGACUGGCUCAGCAGCUGAGCAGCGCCAGUGCGAGCAGGUGACCAGGCAAAGGGUCGAGGGCGAUCAUGUCCAGCGAAAAGCAAAGCUGUUUCCUGUCGACCCGGAAGAUGCGAGACUUUUCGAUCGCGCGAGUCACAAAGGAGUUGUUUUAGAGUGAAAGCUGGAGCAGCGAAGAAGAAAAAAAAAACAAGAUGAAGAUACGAACCAGGAAGGCCGAACAAUGCAAGAAGAACUAUGUGCCGCUCUUAUUCUAUUGACAGUAUGAGCCGCCCGAAAUGCGCGCUCGCUGUCAAAAACGGUUUGUUCUUGUUUUGCCUUGCCCGUGCUUCUUUGUAUUUCAGGCUGCCUUUCUCUCAAUCUCUCUGAACUCUCCCAUAAUGGCAUUCUGCAGGUAUGCCAUCUUACUUCGCACGUUUCUUUUUCACCUUCGUCGACCAAAAAAGAAAUAGCUAUCGGCUUUUCUUUCUUUUUUUGUUUGGAUCUGUGACGAAGAGGAUCUUCUAGUCACUACAUCAACGGUGUUUUAUUUUUGUGAUCAAAAUGCCAUAGCAGAUUGAAAGGGAACAAGGUAUUGAUACAGAAGAACUGCGUAAGCGCCGGAGAGUGAAAUCUCAGCUCGCGGGGGAGAUGGAGCGUCGAUGACGAAAGGGCUUUGUUUCCUUUCUUACAGUAUAUCUAGAGACUCACUUUCAGUCGCUUACGAAGCGCAGAUACUCAACGGUCGGUGACUGCAAAGUCUAAUUAUACAGAUAUAAAGACUAAGCAAGUUUCUUGGAGACCACAUUGAAACGUUCGGCAAAGAAAGGGCACUGACUGCAAGCGUAUAACGCAUUUAAAAAGCCGUGCUAAAUGAUUAUGAACCUGUUUUCUAGUGCGAUAUCCUCGUCGCAUACUGGUGUCCUUUUCUGCAUACGGCCGCAAGCAAAAUGAAGGACAGGAUUUAAUUUCUAGCCACUUGGCUACAGUCAUUCUAGCUGCAUGUACAGUUUACAAACGGUACAAAGUUUGUUGUUUGUUUGCUGCUUGUUCGAGCUUAGCUCCACCCGCACUUACAUCUAUGAAAUAGGGCGUAAAAAUUUGAAUGCUUGAAAAGAAACGAGCAGCGCAGUUAAGGUGUUCUUGGUGCAACCAUUCAGAACUUGUAAUGUGCUGUUAACGGAAUGUUUUCUUGUGUAAAUAGCACUAAGAGGCCAUGCUAAAUGACUGCUGCCCUCUGAAUCAAGCGCUUGACUCCAAUGAAUGUUUAAACGAUGAAUUUAAAAGCAACCUUCACUUAUUCCUUCGCACUUCAAAUAAAAGCUCUAUUGAAAUUUGA